AUGAUACAGAGUGAAAAGCAAAGACAUAAUGGUGACGAGGAGGUUGUCAAAGAACUGGUGAGUGUAAUUUUGUCAUAAAUGUCUUGUGUCAACCAGAUACUUAUGAUUAAAAAUAGUAUCAUUUUCUGUUUGGCUUGUGGAGACAACCUUUUUUUGUACCUCAACAGUGCAUUGCCAAUGGGGUGUCUUAUGAGAAGAUACCCCAGGAAGGUAGCAGCAUCACAGCCCUGGAGGUGUUUUUCUCGGGUUAUCCGCGUAUGGUUGGGCUCUCCCUUUUCCCAAGGCUGUGCCAGCUCACAUUGGUAGGCCAGAGUAUCAGUCACAUCAAGGGCCUUGAGUCAUGCCCCCUGCUUCGGGAGCUCUGGGUGGUGGAAUGUCAGCUGACAGUAAGAUCCAGGUUUCUCUUCGUGCUGACAUCUUGGAGAUGUGUGUGUAGAGUUUUCAUCUAAAGAGUAUCUAAAACAGAAUUAUAUUGACUAUCUUUGAUUUCUCGAUUCAGAAUAGACUGCAAAAUGUCUGCAAAAUAACUGUCAUCAAGCUAUGAUUUGCAUUAUUAUCUUUAAUACCAACAAUAAUAUUUUGUGGGGUAUUUAUUUUCAUUAUUGUAGGACAUUUCUGGACUUCAGAAUUGCCAUCAGUUACAGAAGCUGUACAUCUAUGACAAUCAGAUCAGUAAGAUUGAGAAUUUGGAGUCACUUGUCAAUCUACAGGUGCUGUGGCUUAACAACAACUUCAUCACUCACAUAGAGGUAUGGAUGCUUUUCUGUGUCGUGUAAAGUACCUCAUAAUCUGUAUAGAUUGUUCUUUUUUAAAUCACCUUUUUUUUAGAUGUCUCAUCCUUUCUUCAUACCUGUUUAAAGGGAUUGAACACGCUUCAAAAGCUGAGAGAGCUGAAUCUAGCUGACAAUAACAUUGAAAAGAUAGGUGGGUUGAAGGUUAAUCUCCAACGCUAUAAACUUGACAGAUUACAUCUUUGAUUUACUUAUAAUGAUAAUUAUUCAAUCUGUUUCACAGGACACAGUCUUGAUCCUAAUAUCAGCAUUGAAAAUCUGAAUUUAUCUGGGAACAAGAUCAGCUCUUUUAAGGUAAGAAAAAACCCCAUUAACUUUUCAAAUAAUGAAAGGUUUUAAUUCUGCACCUUCUCAAUCUGAUAUCUGACUACUACCUUUGCAUAUGGUCAUUUACAGGCUUACUUCUCAGUCAAAUAUCUUGACAGCCUAAUCUAUAGUAGAUUCUGUAUACAGUGCAUUCGGAAAGUAUUCAGACCCCUUGACUUUUUCCACAUUUUGUUACGUUACAGCCUUAUUCUAAAAUUGAUUAAAUUGUUUUUUCCCCUCAUCAAUCUAUACACAAUACCCCAUAAUGACAAAGCAAAAACAGAUUUUUAGACAUUUCUGCAAAUGUAUUAAAAAUAAAACAACGGAAAUAUCACAUUUACAUAAGUAUUCAGACCCUUUACUCAGUACUUUGUUGAAGCACCUUUGGCAGUGAUUACAGCCUUGAUUCUUCUUGAGUAUGAUGCUAAAAGCUUGGCACACCUGUAUUUGGGGAGUUUCUCCCAUUCUUCUCUGCAGACCCUCUCAAGCUCUGUCAGGUUGGAUGGGGAGCGUCGCUGCACAGCUAUUUUCAGGUCUCUCCAGAGAUGUUAGAUCGGGUUCAAGUCCUGGCCACUCAAGGACAUUCAGAGACUUGUCCCGAAGCCACUCCUGCGUAGUCUUGGCUGUGUGCUUAGGGUCGUUGUCCUGUUGUAAGGUGAACCUUCACCCCAGUUUGAGGUCCUGAGCGCUCUGGAGAAGGUUUUCAUCAAGGAUCUUUCCCUCGAUCCUGACUAGUCUCCCUGUCCCUGCCACUGAAAAACAUCCCCACAGCAUGAUGCUGCCACAAUAAUGCUUCACCGUAGGGAUGGUGCCAGGUUUCCUCCAGACGUGACGCUUGGCAUUCAAGCCAAAGAGUUCAAUCUUGGUUUCAUCAGACCAGAGAAUGUUGUUUCUCAUGGUCAGAGUCCUUUACGUGCCUUUUGGCAAACUCCAAGCGGGCUGUCAUGUGCCUUUUACUGAAGAGUGGCUUCCGUCUGGCCACUCUACCAUAAAGGCCUGAUUGGUGGACUGCUGCAGAGAUGGUUGUCCUUCUGGGAGGUUCUCCCAUCUCCACAGAGGAACUCUAGAGCUCUGUCAGAGUGACCAUCAGGUUCUUGGUCACCUCCCAGACCAAGGCCCUUCUCCCCCGAUUGCUCAGUUUGGCCGGGCGGCCAGCUCUAGGAAGAGUCUUGGUGGUCCCAAACUUUUUCCAUUUAAGAAUGAUGGAGGCCACUGUGUUCUUGGGGACCUUCAAUGCUGCAGAAAUUAUUUCGUACCCUUCCCCAGAUCUGUGCCUCGACACAAUCCUGUCUCGGAGCUCUACGGACAAUUCCUUCGACCUCAUGGCUUGGUUUUUGCUCUGACAUGCACUGUCAACUGUGGGACCUUAUAUAGACAGGUGUGUGCCUUUCCAAAUCAUGUCCAAUCAAUUUUUUUUUUUUACCACAGGUGGACUCCCAAUUAAGUUGUAGAAACAUCUCAAGGAUGAUCAAUGGAAACAGAAUGCACCUGAGUUCAACUUCGUGUCUCGUAGCAAAGGGUCUGAAUACUGUAUUUUAUUUUUAAUACAUUUGCAACAACCUGUUUUCACUUUGUCAUUAUAGGGUAUUUAAAAUGUGGAAAAAGUCAAGAGGUCUGAAUACUUCCCGAAGGCACUGUAUACAGUAUCCAAACCAUUAGUAGGGUUGAAGCCAAUCAGGGUUGUGCAUGCUUCAAUUGUCCCUCUUAAGCAUCAACAUCAUGUUAUCGUGGUGUAUAACAGGAGCUGACCCUCCUGGCCCCAUUGCCCUCUCUGAGAGAGUUGGGACUGAAGGACCCCCAGUCAAGUCCCACCCCAGUAUGUCUGCUGUGUAACUAUGCCACCCACGUGCUCUACCACAUGCCAGGCCUCCAGCGGCUUGACACCUACGACGUCUCCAGCAAGCAUUUGAAGGACGCUGCUGAGGUACAGGUCAACAGUCCCAAGGGUCAGCUUUCGUAACUGCUGUCACUGUGCGAUCUCCAGGGCUCUGAUAGCAUAGAAUUAGCAAUUAGAAUACUAGAAUGGACAUUAAUUAUCUUAUGACAGUAUAAAAGAUCAGCCAUUUUGGUAAAGAAGUUAGAUUUCUCCUUGACUAAAAUGGCUGCCAUUAUCAUAAGAUUCAGGAACUUUGAGGGUUGAUGACAUAGUCAUUCUAAUAAUUUAAUAGGAUCUCUAUGUCUGAUACUCUCUACUCCUGAGAGAUACCAGCAUUUGUUUAAUGAGUCAUCCCUGAACUCUGAUGAUGGAUGUAUUUUUCCAGUGCUGCUAUUUUUCUAAUCUUGUAAUUACAGUCUAAUGAACUAUGCUAUAUAAAUAAAGGGGUUCCAUUGCAUACAGUACAUUGUAACAUCUGUUCAUUCCAGUCCACUGUGAUGAAGAAGAUGAUGUACUACAACAUGCGUGUGCGGACAGCCCAGAGGAACCUGGCAGAGACCCAGGCCAAUCUGCUGGAGAACAAGAGGAAUCUCUUACAGCUGCCAGAGGACCGCAUCAGAGCUCUCAAUUAUGCCCUCAAAAACGUCAGUACAACACUAUGCCCUCAACAAUGGACUUUUGAUGCAUAUGUCAUACAUUUACAGUGGUGCUUAAUAUGACUGUUGUGUUGGUGUCUUGAGCAGCUGGAGUGUGAGCUGUCGGAGGUGCAGGCCCUGUGCAGGAAGUCGGCCCGUACCUGGGAGGAUGGACUGUCACCGCUGAGUGAGGGCUCAGGGGACCGCAGUGACACCCCUGCUGACAUCACCCGCGACCCCGGCCUGGAACACAAGAUCCUCUCCAAGCUGGACACCCUGAAGGAAAGGUUGCAAUUGUGGAACAGGAGGCUGGAGGAGUGAGUUCAUAUACAUGAAUAAUGGAUUAGACCUCCAAGAGAGAUUCUUUGAGUUUAGAGGGGCUUAAUACAAUCUCAUUUGGCAUUGUUGUUUAUAUGUAAGUUUUCUAUUGGCACUAAGAUGAUGAAGUGUGAAAAGUAGAGUGUUUUUAUCUUGUUUUUGUAGGAUUGAGUCCUGGUACCAGCGGGACUUGGCCCAAGCCACCAACAGGAACGAGAUGAUGGUCCACUUUCUGCUAAUGGAGCUUGAGACAGUGGGGAAUAUUCGGUUUGAAGAGGGCUGCUCCACAGACCCCUGGUACAAAUGAUCUCCUUUUAUAUAACAGUGACAUUAGCCAGGGUAACUGCAGGGAAAUGACUUGUGUGGUCAUAUAGUAUUAGAUAAUGUAAUGAUAUGUGUUAUCCCAGUUUUCUGCGGACUGAGUUUACCUCGUUUGUGUAGGGGAUUUGUGUAGGUGAUUUGUGUAGGUGAUUUGUGUAGGUGAUUUGUGAAGGUGAUUUGUGUAAGUGAUUUGUGUAGGUGAUUUGCAGCAUUUAGCUACUGAGUCCACUGUUUUCGCUCUCCUCCCAAAAGGUUCACUUCCUGUUAUGACCUCCUGCUGUCCCGGUUCUGUGCGUGGGACUACAAGGCUCAGGGCAUCACUGGCAUCAAGAUCAACAGUAUCAUCCGCAUCCAUAACCGUGCGCUACGGCUUCGCUUCGAGGACAAGCUUCAUACCCUGUUGGCCAGCGAGGAGUCGACGAUGUUCUCACAGUGAGUGUCCAUGAUGAGACUGUGAAAUCUUAAAAUGGCACCUCUCUCUUCUACACGCAGCGUUCCUUUUCUCUGUGAUAUUCACCUCCGCUCCUCAGUAUUAUGCCUAUGUCUAAUAUUACACAGAAAUAGUUGAACAUUUAUGUUUUUUGGUAACAGACCAUGUAAACUGCAAUAUUUUGACUGUAUUUACAUAUGUCUGACUGCAGUUCCAUCUGUGCAGGAAUUACAAACGCUGGCUGGAGUACCUGUUCUAUGUGUCUGAUCCUGAAAGAACCAGUGACAAGAAUGAGAUGUUGCACAUUCCAGAGGACGGCUUUAAAACAGCAGAUAUGUAUAAGGUACACAUAUUGCUUAUUUAGGCUGUACACUAUGCCUGAGAUUGUGUCAUUGUUGUAGUUCUUGACACUGUCAUGUGUCUUGUGUCUGUGUUAGGCCCUGGGCAGAGAGAGAGCUGUACCAUUGUCUAACAGCCUGAGUGUGACGGACAGGCCUAGGAUUGAGUACACACAGAGACAGGCCAACCAAAGCACCUCCAAGCAGAGCAUAGACCCUCUCCUUUUCAGACACGCUCUAUAUGGUCCUAUUUCAUCCUUUCGCACACUUCAAUUACUUUGUAUUGCUAAUGAAACCUUGAGGAUAAAACCAGUAAAAAAAUGUAAAUGUACAAAUUAUAUUUGCUUGCUUUUAAUGAACCUGUGUCAGAGAAACUGAAAUUAUUCUAACUGUCCUCCUGUUUCAAGGUCAGGUCAUUGUGUCCAAAGUGUUCCUGGGCCGCAGCUUCCCCAUCCGUGAAGGGGAUUCAGUGGAUGCCCUCAACUACCCCAAAGCUCACUCUGUUUACCGCAAUGUGAGCCCAGAGCAGGUCCAUAAGACAAAUGCAGGUAAUGUCAUGUGAAAUAUCACAACUGUUACUUUUCAGAACAACCAGUUUUUUACUGGUGACAGUGGAAUGGAAACAACCAGCAAAAGUCAACAUUCUUCUAUUCCAUCCUCCUGUUGAACAACCUGAGACUUCUAUCCAUAUAGAGAGGCCUUGCUCCUCCAAGAUCCACAGCGGCUGUGACUGCAGUCUGAGACAGAGUCAGUGGUUUGUAUUUGACCAUGAGCUUGUCCUGCCGGAGUACCUCAUCGACUUUGAGUAUAUCACGCAGGUAGGAAAAAGUAUACCCUGUUUGUCUUUCGAUGUUCCAAUUUUUGUAAACCCACAAAACCAGGUGUUGAUAUUCACCAACUGUUUGUCCUCUCCACUAUGAUGUUCCCUCCUCUCAGGACCGAGCCCAGCCUGUGUUCCCAGAGCCCAGCAGCAGAGGCACAGACGACCCCACUCCCAACGAUAUCAACCUGGACAAGGAGACUCUAAACAUGGAGCCCAUGCUCAAACCGCGGCCCAAGAUGCUGAGCCUGGACGAGAAGACUUUACUCAAUGUAGCCAGGGCCAACGUCCUCAGUCAGAUUACAGUAAGGGUUCAGGCCUCUGAGUGAGGGACUAACAGAUAAUGUUACCUUAGCCCCACUAGGUUUAGCACUGAUCUCCCCUCUGUACUGUGCCGGUGCCCCACCUUCUAAUUUCUUCUUCCCUGGUCAAAGGUGUUGAAUCUCCAUGGCAACAGCCUGAGUAAGUUGAAGGAGAUCUCUCGACUGACAGCCCUGCGCCGCCUGACUAUCAGCUUCAACGAGUUCACACAACUAGACGACAUCUCCCACAUGGUGCGUUCUGACGGGUGGGGCGUUUAGGUCAACCAAUCUUCAUGAAUCAUUAUCAACUUGGAGUCCUACAUACAGUAAAUAUGUUUCUCUGUGUUCCUCCAGCCCAACCUGGAGUUUGUGGACGCCAGCUACAACCACCUGCUGACCCUGGAGGGGCUGAGGGGGCUGGGGCGGCUCAAUCAGCUGGACCUGCGCUGGAACCAGCUGACCCGCGCUAGGGAGGAGACGGCUGUGCUCCGGAAACAUGCCCCCAACCUGCUGAGACUGGACACCCGCCACAACCCCUGGCAUAGGGUAAAACCACACACACUAACACCAGCUUUAACAUGGAUCUAGUCUAGUGUCCAUAUAGUAAGACCAUAAGACACUGCUGAUGAAGGUGAUGUGUUUGUCCCAGCCCGAGGCGGUAAGGAUGACUGUUCUGGGACGUCUGAUUAACCUUACACACCUGGAUGACAUGCUGGUGACAGAGGAAGAGGCAGGCGCUGCUGUUCAGAUGGCUGCAGGUUCCAGAAUCAACCAGGUAAGAGUUAGACAAGACAAUCACUCUUCUUAGUUCAUGAUUUGCCAGAUUAGGUUGAAUACUUUAAUGUAAGCGGGCUACCUUUGCUGUUGCAUGCUGCGUGAGAAAGUUUGGUCUACCUUCUGUGUUGAGAGUAGUAAUUCCUCAGUCUGAUUCACACUGUGGCUACAGGCAUCUCUACUGGCCCACUCCCGGACGGACAGUGAGCGUCCCCGCAGUCUCAGCCUGCUUUCUGCAGCCCAGCUCCUGGAUCAACUCAGCCCCUUGCCCUGGGACAUCACUGGAGACCUAGAGCCAGGCUGGACCACCAAGGUGAAACAAAUACUAACAUACACAAUACUGGAGUCCAGGAACAAUAAAGAUGUAUGCGUUUCAGCUUGUAGUUUAUGGAUUCUCUCCAGGUGCUUCAUCUGCGGUACAAGUGCAGUCUGUUUACUUAACAGUGAACUCUGAACUCUGAGCAGAUCACAGCCCUUAACCUUGACAGCCAGAGGCUCUCCAGGCUCACCAACCUGGACAAACUGGUCAACCUGCGCUGGGCCUCCUUCAAUGACAACGACAUCUCUAAAGUGGAGGGUCUGGACAACUGCCAGCAUCUAGAGGAGCUGUCCCUCAAUGACAACUGCAUCUCUAGGCUAGACGGUCAGUCCUAAUCUCAAUGGUCGCCACAUGACAAAUGAUGAAGUGUUGUCAUAUAUCUUUUAACACAAUAGAAAACCCUUGGCACUCUUGGUUCAGAAUGCACUAGGUCUAUUCAAGGAAGAGAAAAUAAUUUGGCAUUGACAAGGGAAUCAUGUCCAUCAAAGAUGUAUGAGAUAUCCCUCCCUAUCUUUGUCUUCUCAGGUGUGUCCAAACUGCACCAGCUCACUAAGCUCAGUGUGAAUGGGAACCAGCUGUCCUGUCUGGACGGCACUGUCCUGGACCGGCUGCCCAACCUCCACUUCCUGUCUGUGGAGAACAACUGCAUUGGCUCCCUGUACGGGGUGCAUAGGGCCCGCUCACUAUUCGAGCUGUACAUAGGCAACAACAUCAUCACCACCACACGAGACAUCUACCACCUGAAGGUGAGCUGACCUCACACAGCCAAGCAUGGAAAGCUGUUUUUUAUACACUGUUACUAAUAGUCAAUGUGGAAAUUAAAAUAAAGUAUGAUUAUUGUUUUUGACCUUUUAUUUCUAGGCUUUGACAAACUUAAUCAUUCUGGAUCUGUAUGGUAAUCCUUUAGUGGAGAAAGUGGAAAACUACAGGAUUUAUGUGGUGUUCCACUUACCCUCUCUAAAGGCACUGGAUGGGGUUGCAGUGGUAUGUUUACGUCAUAAUCAAAUAGAGCUAUUCGUUUUAGAGAUACAUAAACGUUUGCUGAAUUGAGAUGAAACAGAAGUGACGUCAUUGUGAUCCACAGGAAAUGACGGAGUGUGAGAAUGCCAAGGAUGUGUUUGGUGGACGCCUGACCCCUGACAUGGUGGCAGAGAAACUGGGACACUCCAACUACUCCGACAUCGUUGAUCUCAACCUGCAAUCCAGUGCCAUCAGGUCAUUGACCAUAGUGUACUGUGUAGGAGUACAUCACAGUAUUUCAGUCACCUUUUAGAUGAGUAGAAGAGACGGUAAAAGAAAGAGUGAGUGUGUAUAAACUGUUCCCUCUCUCCCCAGUAUGGUGGACCUGGCCCCAGCAGACCUGUUCCAGAACAUGCGCAGUGUCAACCUGGAGCACAACAACCUCACCUCCUUCAGUGGCCUUGUCUACCUGCCCAACAUCAAGGUGGGCCUGCCAAGUGAUUGUUACCAACCGGCCAGACUUUUCCGACCAUUCUAAAAUGUAAUCUGUGUCAUAUAUUUUCUAUUUAUCAGUUGCACUGUCAGGUUUUUUAAACCAUCAACAAUAAACAUUUUCUUAUUUUCUUCCAUGUAGGCAUUAUGUCUGAACUAUAACCACAUAGAAUCCAUCCUGCCCAGGCAGAAGGCCCAGGCCCCCCUGACUAACAGACAGAUUCUCUACCACAAGGUGAACUCCAGUGGCUACGGCCAGCAGGGCUCAUCAAAAGGCAGCAGGUACCAGCAGUACAGAUAAAAGUCUAUUAUUUUAACAUGAUAUUAAAAUGUAUUACUUUUUAAACCUAGUUUGUGAGAUGGAAAUGUACAAUUCAUGAAUAGCUUUAAACCUUUCUGUCUUCUCAGUAUACGGUGUGGUUGGCAAAGGACUCAUUUCAUGUCUUUGUUGCAAUAGAGUAUAUUGUUCUACUUUCAGCCACUUGGGGGCAGCACGAACCUGUUGACGUGACAAAGCUUUUAGGCUUUUAUUAGCUGCUCUUAGAAAAUCACAAAUCUCCCUUUUCACUGUUACUAUUGAAAAAGACCAGAGGAGAGUUUACAUAAAGUAAAAGGUUUCAAAUGUGAAGGGGGUUGGGGGGGGUGGGGGGGGUCAGGCUUUUGUGUGGUCUGCCUGACUGUGUUUGCCUUGAGUUGCUGUGCACCUGUGAGGUCUGGCCUUCUAAAUGAGGCACUGGGGAGAGAAGGUGCAUUCAGUCAGAGAGGCAGCUAACGCUCAGAGUUCCCAUUCUGUCCCUCUCUUUCAGGGAAGUGGGCCCUGCAGACAGCCUGGAGCCACUAAUGGGCAGCCUGGAGGUGCUGCAUUUAAGCCACAAUGGCAUCUCCAAUAUGGCCAAUCUGCAGCUCAGCAGGCUCACCAAUCUCAAAGCACUCUUCCUCCAAGGUACAGUAACAGCUUCCUUCAGGUUUCAAAGCUGACGAAAAGCACAGCUCAGUCACAGACAAGGCUCUCUCAGACCUGUCCAGGUGGAGAUGAGGCAACAAGAAUAGAAACUAAAUGGGAAUGGCAAUGAGUCACGGGAAAACAGUGCCUUUUUCUGUCUGCCAUUGUUUGCAUUUGAUUAUUGUUUUCUUCAGUUGGGUGACUGUCUGACCCUAAUCCCACCUUGGGUGUCGGUUUAUAAACCUGUCGAGACAGCUUUGUACGCACCACUAUACACACGGAUUCAGAGCAGAAGAUGCACCUUUUCCAGUUCCACUUUAAAGUGGCAAUCUGUAGUUGCUACAUACAUUUUUGUACUUUUAUAUAUAUGCCCAUUGAUUCUUGAAGAAUAUAACUUAUAAAUGCCUCAUGAGCUUGGUUCAACUGUUGUUACCCAUCAGAACCCACAAUAUAAGCUUGUUUUAUUCCAUUGUUUGUAAACAAUGAAAUUGUAAACAAACACUGUAUAGCCUCAAAAUAUGUUUAAAACUAUUAUUUUGAUCUCAUGGAUGGUCAGUCCCAUCGAUAGCUCUGUCUAUGAAUUUGAGAGUGGUUACAUUUCUCAAGCCCCAUCCCUCAGCUGUUUACCAAAAACAGGUAGCCGCUGUGUUGUUGUUUCAACUGCAGAUUUCCCCUUUAAGUAUCUGAGUGUAUUUCAGAGUGUAUGAUUGAAAUUCACACAGUUGUAAUUUGCAAUGAUGCAGCCCGGUCAAAUCAUAUCAGUAACAGGGGUAGCUGUAGUCAUGUAAUUACCUACUGAUUUCAUAUCUUACCUCCUCUCAGGUAAUGAGAUCAGCCAGGUGGAGGGCUUGGAGGGGCUGCACCGGCUCCGGGAGCUGGUCUUGGACCGGAACCGGAUCAAGGCCCUGGGGGAGAACUCCUUUUUUGGUCAGGUUUUCCUGCUGGAGCUGCACCUGGCAGAGAACCGCCUCCGGGAACUUAACCACCUCCAACCCCUUACUGAGCUGAGGAGGCUGUUCCUGGGCAUGAACAAACUACAGGUACUCCUCCUCCAGCAGUCCUCCAGUGUCCUGCAACUGCAAGUCAUUACCCUUUCUGGCAAUACUGAGCCAUUCAUAUGCAUUCAUAUACUGUAAUGAGGAAUUCAUUCAUUCACAGUGUGGAAAUGUCCACCAAGUUCAAAGUCUGUACUGCAGUUACUGAAUUAUGGUGAUGCACUCAUAACGUGCAAAGCAUUUGGCGUGUAAAAUGUGUUUUAUUUUGAUCUACAGUGUAUGCAAACAAGGGGGUGGAAAUAUAGUGCCAUAAUUAUAGAUUGUUACCACCCCACUGUGGCGUGUGUGUGUGGGGUAGCUAGUAUUAAGGAGAAUCAACAUUGAUUGAAGGUCAGGGUUAUACGUAUGAGGACAGAGAGGAACAAUCAAGGCAACGUGUAAUCAGGUUCUCAGCCUACAUCUCAUUCUCACCCCAGGCGGGUGAUUUGCGCUUUGUCCCUAGUUUUUUCCACUUUGCUUCUUUUUCUUCCUUAAUCUUUUCAUGUUUUCAAUUAAGACAUGAAAACGCAGCAAUCAUCCCCAACAAACCACCCUUCACAAUGGAGGUCUGUGUGAGUCACAGCCCGGCUCAGUCACAUUCCGUGGGGGAGAGAGACGCCCCCGCUCCCCUUUAGCAUGCCCAAACUCUCAUGAGAUUAAUGAGAGAUCACACAUGUAAUCUCUCCCAUGAGCUGCCCCCCUCCACUUUCACAGCUUCAAAAUUUGGAUGAGGUUUGGCCCUAAUGGAUUGGGGGGGUUUUAAGUAGGUAGGACAUACAGUAUAAUACAGUGAGGAAAAAAAAGUAUUUAGUCAGCCACCAAUUAUGCAAGUUUUCCCACUUAAAAAGAUGAGAGAGGCCUGUAAUUUUCAUCACAGGUACACGUCAACUAUGACAGACAAAAUGAGGAGAAAAAAAUCCUGAAAAUCACAUUGUAGGGUUUUUAAUGAAUUUAUUUGCAAAUUAUGGUGGAAAAUAAGUAUUUGGUCAAUAACAAAAGUUUCUCAAUACUUUGUUAUAUACCCUUUGUUGGCAAUGACACAGGUCAAACGUUUUCUGUAAGUCUUCACAAGGUUCUCACACACUGUUGCUGGUAUUUUGGCCCAUUCCUCCAUGCAGAUCUCCUCUAGAGCAGUGAUGUUUUGGGGCUGUCGCUGGGCAACACAGACUUUCAACUCCCUCCAAAGAUUUUCUAUGGGGUUGAGAUCUGGAGACUGGCUAGGCCACUCCAGGACCUUGAAAUGCUUCUUACGAAGCCACUCCUUCGUUGCCCGGGCGGUGUGUUUGGGAUCAUUGUCAUGCUGAAAGACCCAGCCACGUUUCAUCUUCAAUGCCCUUGCUGAUGGAAGGAGGUUUUCACUCAAAAUCUCACGAUACAUGGCCCCAUUCAUUCUUUCCUUUACACGGAUCAGUCGUCCUGGUCCCUUUGCAGAAAAACAGUCCCAAAGCAUGAUGUUUCCACCCCCAUGCUUCACAGUAGGUAUGGUGUUCUUUGGAUGCAACUCAGCAUUCUUUGUCCUCCAAACACGACGAGUUGAGUUUUUACCAAAAAGUUCUAUUUUGGUUUCAUCUGACCAUAUGACAUUCUCCCAAUCCUCUUCUGGAUCAUCCAAAUGCACUCUAGCAAACUUCAGACGGGCCUGGACAUGUACUGGCUUAAGCAGGGGGACACGUCUGGCACUGCAGGAUUUGAGUCCCUGGCGGCGUAGUGUGUUACUGAUGGUAGGCUUUGUUACUUUGGUCCCAGCUCUCUGCAGGUCAUUCACUAGGUCCCCCCGUGUGGUUCUGGGAUUUUUGCUCACCGUUCUUGUGAUCAUUUUGACCCCACGGGGUGAGAUCUUGCGUGGAGCCCCAGAUCGAGGGAGAUUAUCAGUGGUCUUGUAUGUCUUCCAUUUCCUAAUAAUUGCUCCCACAGUUGAUUUCUUCAAACCAAGCUGCUUACCUAUUGCAGAUUCAGUCUUCCCAGCCUGGUGCAGGUCUACAAUUUUGUUUCUGGUGUCCUUUGACAGCUCUUUGGUCUUGGCCAUAGUGGAGUUUGGAGUGUGACUGUUUGAGGUUGUGGACAGGUGUCUUUUAUACUGAUAACAAGUUCAAACAGGUGCCAUUAAUACAGGUAACGAGUGGAGGACAGAGGAGCCUCUUAAAGAAGAAGUUACAGGUCUGUGAGAGCCAGAAAUCUUGCUUGUUUGUAGGUGACCAAAUACUUAUUUUCCACCAUAAUUUGCAAAUAAAUUCAUUAAAAAUCCUACAAUGUGAUUUUCAGGAUUUUUUUUUCUCAUUUUGUCUGUCAUAGUUGACGUGUACCUAUGAUGAAAAUUACAGGCCUCUCUCAUCUUUUUAAGUGCGAGAACUUGCACAAUUGGUGGCUGACUAAAUACUUUUUUUCCCCACUGUAUGUCUUAUCUCUCCUUUCUAUUCCCUGUAGGACAUCUCAGAGCUGGACAAGCUAUAAGUCCUUCCCUCCCUGAUUGAGCUGUCAGUUGUAGGGAAUCCUGUGAGUAUCUUCUUUUUUUUUUUACCAGUGUCGGUUACAACCUUGUAUGUCUACUGGAAGCUACAAUUACUUCAAUCAAGCAAGAGCUCAGUGAAUAGUUUUACCCCCAUGACAGUAUGAAAAUGGUCAACUUACUACUUCGCCAGGAUUUCAGUGUGUGUUCAUUUUGACUGAAAUGCCCCUGAGUGCAACACUCAGUGCAACUCUGUAGUUCUAAAUUAAGCGAUUACAUGAUGGACCGUCUGCUGUGCCUCAAACUGGCCGGCAUCAGAGACAAAUCCGCUGACCAAAUGGCAGGGCCGUUAUCAGACACUAUUGGCCCGGGUUCAGCACCCAUCUGGAGCCGUCAGUGCCCAGAGCUGUCAGUGCCCAGUGCAGAGGGCUUGCCAUCCAUUGAGGCCUUCUCAACUGGGCCAGCAUGUUUACCCCACUGCCCCCAUCCCCCCGCCCCUUCCCCUCCCCAUGGGGCUUAAUCCUGCCAGGGUGGAGAGCCAACAGCCGCUCCAGAGACAAUACCUCCUGCUGUCAGCCGCAUGAGAUCACUGCUGCACCCAUGUGCCCUGGCCAGACCAUCUCUCCUCUCUUCUCCUUCUCCUCCGUUCAGCCUUCCCUUCUGCAGGGACAGACAGGGCUCUGACCCCGGAGAGGAUAGCUUUGUCCCCUGUGAAGGGGGGAGCAGAGGUUAUCAUCAGCUGGACCGGGGAGAAGGGUAGGGCUAGUGGGGUUAUUAGCUGGACCAUAGGAGAUUAUGAGAGUGUGGUCUCUGAGGGUGGUGAAUUCAGAGAACUGUGUUGGACUCACAAACAGCCCCAUGCCAGUUUAGUCCUUACAGGACAGCCUUGCAGCCUUCACUCUGAGGUCCUACAUGAGUAAAUGUUUUUUGUUGUCCCAGGUGGCCCGGCGAUCCCUCCAUAGGCCGGCGGUGGUACUACGCCUCUCCAGGCUGCAGGUUCUGGAUGGAGUGAUGGUCACCCUGGAGGAGAGGACCAGGGCUGAGCUACUCUGCACAGAGGUCCAGGUGAGAGCUUAUUGACUGAGAAAUAUACAAACAGAGUAAUGGUACUGCCUUUGUAUAUCACUUGGUUGGUAAGAGCUUUGUCUUCUUAGCUGCAGUGGUCUGCAGGAGAAGAUACAGUUAUCUCCAUGCCUUAUGAGACUGACCUAAAAAGCCAUAAAGGCCUCAUUUCUGUCAAAGGCCAGAUAACGGGCCAUAUCAUGUCAACUGCAAUGCAACUUGAAAUCAAACAGCGGACAGAAAAACAACAACCAAACAGCAACUACCAAAAAACAAGGAUCAAAUUCUCCCAGUUUGUCUCCCUGAUUUGAUCUGCACAUAACGAGAGACGGGGGCAGUAAUGCUCCUCCAGUGCUGAAUUAAAAGCAGCCUAAGCCAGCUCAGUUCAUCCUGCUGAUUAGAUGAAAUGUGCACGACCGAUAAUGCACCAAUGGAUUUGCCCCCCUAUUAGCUGGGUCAACCCGGCCCCCUGUGCUCGUUAAGAGAGUAUUUGGGAACGAGAGAGAGAGAGGGAUCCUGGGCUUUCUCAUUAAAAACAUAAAUACACAACCCUCUUUCCGCUCUUGUCCCCCAUCCCUCUCAUUUCAGGCUUAUUCCUGCUCUCACCCGCCUCUUGUUUUUGUUUUCAUUCAACAGUUGUUAUUAUUAUUGAGUGAUCAUUAUCAUUCUCUUAUUAGAUUUCUACACGUGAUGAAAGACAGUAGAAAUUUGGUCAUCCAUACUGUAACGUGGGUGUAGCAGAGACUAGCUAUGGCGGGUGCAGUGAGGCAGGAAGCGUAGAUAGGAGGCAAUGCAGGACAUAUUAAUGACAUUUUAGUCAUUUAGCAGACGCUCUUAUCCAGAGCAACUUACAAUUAGUGAGUGCAUACAUUUUUCAUACUGGCCCCCCGUGGGAAUCGAACCCACAACCCUGGCGUUGCAAGCGCCAUGCUCUACCAACUGAGCUACAGGAGGCCCGAGGUCAGAGAGACUUGAGACAGUGUUGCUAACGUGUCCCCAUGUGCACUUAUUAUGGACACCUGUUAAUAUCACCUGACUCAAAGUAGCUUUGUGUAUACAGGAUAUCCUCUCUUGUGGUAUAGUAUUGGUGUGGUAUUCACUGUCCCUCCCUCUCUCCCCACAGUGCCCCAUGGCUCCUGGAUCUGGCAUGGAUAUGAACCUGCCUGGCCUGCUGCCCCUCAUGUCCCGGACUGCCCCUCUGCGGGGGACCAGUCUAAGUGGAGGACUGCAGCUGCAGCACUUCCUGGGUCACGAGAUCCUGAUGCCCUGCAACUUGGAUGAAGCACUGCCCCACGACACGCCCAAACGUUAGUUAGCACUCCCUCUUAUCUGUCACACACACGGCACAUCCGCACAGUGCAUCAUGAUAUCCUCAUCAAUAUUAAUCAAAUACCAACAUUAUAAUCUAAAAGUGUCUGGUUAAGGGGAACACUUACAGUUGAAGUCGGAAGUUUACAUACACUUAGGUUGGAGUCAUUAAAACUUGUUUUUCAACCACUCCACACAUUUCUUGUUAACAAACUAUAGUUUUGGCAAGUCGGUUAGGACAUCUACUUUGUGCAUGACACAAGUAAUGUUUCCAACAAUUGUUUACAGACAGAUUAUUUCACUUAUAAUUCACUGUAUCACAAUUCCAGUGGGUCAGAAGUUUACAUACAGUGGGGAAAAAAAGUAUUUAGUCAGCCACCAAUUGUGCAAGUUCUCCCACUUAAAAAGAUGAGAGAGGCCUGUAAUUUUCAUCAUAGGUACACGUCAACAAUGACAGACAAAUUGAGAAAAAAAAUUCCAGAAAAUCCCAUUGUAGGAUUUUUAAUGAAUUUAUUUGCAAAUUAUGGUGGAAAAUAAGUAUUUGGUCACCUACAAACAAGCAAGAUUUCUGGCUCUCACAGACCUGUAACUUCUUCUUUAAGAGGCUCCUCUGUCCUCCACUCGUUACCUGUAUUAAUGGCACCUGUUUUAACUUGUUAUCAGUAUAAAAGACACCUGUCCACAACCUCAAACAGUCACACUCCAAACUCCACAAUGGCCAAGACCAAAGAGCUGUCAAAGGACACCAAAAACAAAAUUGUAGACCUGCACCAGGCUGGGAAGACUGAAUCUGCAAUAGGUAAGCAGCUUGGUUUGAAGAAAUCAACUGUGGGAGCAAUUAUUAGGAAAUGGAAGACAUACAAGACCACUGAUAAUCUCCCUCGAUCUGGGGCUCCACGCAAGAUCUCACCCCGUGGGGUCAAAAUGAUCACAAGAACGGUGAGCAAAAAUCCCAGAACCACACGGGGGGACCUAGUGAAUGACCUGCAGAGAGCUGGGACCAAAGUAACAAAGCCUACCAUCAGUAACACACUACGCCGCCAGGGACUCAAAUCCUGCAGUGCGAGACGUGUCCCCCUGCUUAAGCCAGUACAUGUCCAGGCCCGUCUGAAGUGCAUUUGGAUGAUCCAGAAGAGGAUUGGGAGAAUGUCAUAUGGUCAGAUGAAACCAAAAUAUAACUUUUUGGUAAAAACUCAACUCGUCAUGUUUGGAGGACAAAGAAUGCUGAGUUGCAUCCAAAGAACACCAUACCUACUGUGAAGCAUGGGGUUGGAAACAUCAUGCUUUGGGGCUGUUUUUCUGCAAAGGGACCAGGACGACUGAUCCGUGUAAAGGAAAGAAUGAAUGGGGCCAUGUAUCGUGAGAUUUUGAGUAAAACCCUCCUUCCAUCAGCAAGGGCAUUGAAGAUGAAACGUGGCUGGGUCUUUCAGCAUGACAAUGAUCCCAAACACACCGCCCGGGCAACGAAGGAGUGGCUUCGUAAGAAGCAUUUCAAGGUCCUGGAGUGGCCUAGCCAGUCUCCAGAUCUCAACCCCAUAGAAAAUCUUUGGAGGGAGUUGAAAGUCUGUGUUGCCCAGCGACAGCCCCAAAACAUCACUGCUCUAGAGGAGAUCUGCAUGGAGGAAUGGGCCAAAAUACCAGCAACAGUGUGUGAAAACCUUGUGAAGACUUACAGAAAACAUUUGACCUGUGUCAUUGCCAACAAAGGGUAUAUAACAAAGUAUUGAGAAACUUUUGUUAUUGACCAAAUACUUAUUUUCCACCAUCAUAUGCCAAUAAAUUCAUAAAAAAUCCUACAAUGUGAUUUUCUGGAAAUUUUUUUCUCAUUUUGUCUGUCAUAGUUGACGUGUACCUAUGAUGAAAAUUACAGGCCUCUCUCAUCUUUUUAAGUGGGAGAACUUGCACAAUUGGUGGCUGACUAAAUACUUUUUUUCCCCACUGUACACUAAGUUGACUGCCUUUAAACAGCUUGUAAAAUUCCAGAAAAGGAUGUCAUGGUUUUAGAAGCUUCUGAUAGGCUAAUUGACAUCAUUUGAGUCAAUUGGAGGUGUACAUGUGGAUGUAUUUCAAGGCCUAACUUCAAACACAGUGCCUCUUUGCUUGACAUCAUGGGAAAAUCAAAAGAAAUCAGCCAAGUAAUAUAAUUGUAGACCUCCACAAGUCCGGUUCAUCCUUGGGAGCAAUUUCCAAAUGCCUGAAGGUACCACGUUCAUCUGUACAAACAAUAGUACGCAAGUAUAAACACCAUGGGACCACGCAGCCGUCAUACCGCUCAGGAAGGAGACGCGUUCUGUCUCCUAGAGAUACAAAUCAAUCCCAGAACAACAGCAAAGGACCUUGUGAAGAUGCUGGAGGAAACAGGUACAAAAGUAUCUAUAUCCACAGUAAAACGAGUCCUAUAUCGACAUAACCUGAAAGGCCGCUCAACAAAGAAGAAGCCACUGCUCCAAAACCACCAUAAAAAAGACAGACUACGGUUUGCAACUGCACAUGGGAACAAAGAUCGUACUUUUUGGAGAAAUGUCCUCUGGUCUGAUGAAACAAAAAUAGAACUGUUUGGCCAUAAUGACCAUCGUUAUGUUUGGAGGAAAAGGGGGUUGCUUGCAAGCCGAAGAACACCAUCCCAACCGUGAAGCACGGGGGUGGCAGCAUCAUGCUGUGGGGGUGCUUUGCUGCAGGAGGGACUGGUGCACUUCACAAAAUAGAUGGCAUCAUGAGGAAGGAAAAUGAUGUGGAUAUAUUGAAGCAACAUCUCAAGACAUCAGUCAGGAAGUUAAAGCUUGGUCGCAAAUGGGUCUUCCAAAUGGACAAUGACCCCAAGCAUACUUCCAAAGUUGUGGCAAAAUGGCUUAAGGACAACAAAGUCAAGGUAUUGGAGUGGCCACCACAAAGCCCGGAUCUCAAUCCUAUAGAACAUUUGUGGGCAGAACUGAAAAAGCAUGUGCGAGCAAGGAGGCCUACAAACCUGACUCAGUUACACCAGCUCUGUCAGGAGGAAUGGGCCAAAAUUUACCCAACUUAUUGUAGGAAGCUUGUGGAAGGCUACCCGAAACAUUUGACCCAAGUUAAACAAUUGAAAGGUAAUACUACCAAAUACUAAUUGAGUGUAUGUAAACUUCUGACCCACUGGGAAUGUGAUUAAAUAAAUAAAAGCUUAAAUAAAUAAUUAUCUCUACUAUUAUUCUGACAUUUCACAUUCUUAAAAUAAAGUGGUGAUCCUAACUGACCUAAGACAGGGAAUUUUUACUAGGAUUAAAUGUCAGGAAUUGUGAAAAACUGAGUUUAAAUGUAUUUGGCUAAGGUGUAUGUAAACUUCCGACUUCAACUAUAUGUUUCAUUCACCUCCAUGAUUGGCAGAGCUGUUAACCAACACAGAGAACAAACGUCUCUUUCGCUCUCUCUCUUUGGCUAUGCUAUGGGACUCAUUAGGCUUGGUUAUCCACUCAUUAGGGUUUGACACUCUCAUCCUGUCAGAGGCACCACUUUAAUCCACACAACUGUGUUAAUUCCCAUCUCAGACAAGAAGCAAAAACACAGCAGUGCUGCCAACCAUGUCCGCAGUGCCCAGGUAGAGAUGACGUUUAGGCAGAUCAGAGGAACGGCAAGCACCCUGCCAUCCACCGGCCUCCUUCCUAACGGGUACAGGGUCCUCAUCACCAACCCCAACCAGGAGCAGGACAGCAGGUGGGUAAAGUCCUAAACUCAGACCCUUGGGUUGUAGUGAGUAAACCUAGUUUGGUCUUGAGGUCAGAGGUCAGUGUUCUAGAGGGGAGGAUACACUGUAAAACCCUAUCUGUAUGCUUGCUUUUCUUUUACAGAUACCAGAGUGGUGGUGCUCCUAAACCCCCGCCCAUGUAG
This is a messenger RNA of Coregonus sp. 'balchen', 19333 nucleotides long. The record is from the annotation of a GenBank genome assembly. Lineage: Eukaryota; Metazoa; Chordata; Actinopteri; Salmoniformes; Salmonidae.